AUGAUGUCAGCAGCACUCCGUUCGAACACAUCAGGAAGUACACAAAAUGGUACAAUACAAUUUGAAGAGAUCGACGAGACAAAGCGUUGGUUCAGUAGAAGGUUCUUUUGCCUGUUCGUGAUCGGCAUCUUACUCGUUUUGGCCACCAUGGCAAUAAUCAUAGUUAUAAUCGUUCUAAUUCUACAACUAAAAGAUGCUGGAACACAAGCACAAGUAAGAAUAGAUGAGUCAAAGCAGCAGUUCGCAAAGUUUGCCGAGUCGAUUCGUACGCCUCUGGAAAAAAUUGGACCAACGUUGGAGAAACUCGGCCUACAACUGCCCAAUUUACCCAAAUCACCAACUGGACUUCCGCCAAUCCAACCAUCAGUUUUCGGACCAACAACGCCAGAUCCUCCCCGGAUGAGCCCAACAGCGCGAUAUGAGUGGAAAGGAUGCGAGAAUCAUGGGAAGUGCAAAAAAACGGACUAUUCAAAAGCUCCGUUGGUUAUUCUAAGUCUUGAUGGAUUUGCACGAGAAUAUUUCGAUCGGAACAUUGUUCAAACCUUGAAUCAUAUUGCAGACUGUGGCGUUAAAGCAGAGAAAGUUUAUCCAUCCUAUCCAUCAAAAACAUUUCCAAACCAUUACAGUAUAGUCACUGGCCUCUAUCCAGAAUCGCAUGGAAUAACGGAUAACAGUGUCUACGAUCCGUCACUUUCUCCAAUAUUGGAGUCAAUGAAAGCCACAAAGUAUGACAAUUUCUUCAAAGGUGAACCGAUUUGGUCGGUUUUCAAACGUGUGGCCGGCGGACGGGCGCAUUGUCUUUUUUGGGUUGGCUGUGCGUACAAUGCAACUGGCUACGCUCCCGAUAUUGCGCCAUCUUACAACCAAGAACUUCCAUUAAGGAACCGCGUAGAUCAAAUAAUCGACUGGCUUCUCCUACCAGAGUCUGAACGUCCUGGACUUAUUACGGCAUAUUUACACGAGCCCGAUAAUGCUGGGCAUUAUCAAAUAGACGAUGAAGAUGUUGACAGAGAACUUGCGGAAAUCGACAAUGAUUUGGAUUACAUGAUGAGCAGGCUUAAUCAAGAAAAUCUCCUUGAAUGUAUCAAUCUUGUCAUUUUAUCAGAUCAUGGUAUGCAGAAACUUCACAAGACAUACUUUUUUGAAGAUUACAUUAAUAUGCAUGGUUUGAUAGGUGCUAAAGGUGUUGUCGGCAGGUUAUACAUACAAGAUCAAAACGUCACUACAAAUGACUUGGUAGAUCAUUUGCGCUGCAAAAUUGACGACGUAAAAGUUUAUACACGUGAUGAUAUUCCGGUUAGAAAGCAUUAUUCGAAGGAUGCUAGGGUCGGCGAUAUUAUAAUGGAAGGUCCACCUGGAACAUCAUUCUUCCCAAGAAAUAAAUCUUACUAUCAGAUUAAUGGAGACCAUGGCUAUGAUUACUUGAAUGAGAAAAUGCAUACAAUAUUCUUUGCAAGAGGACCUUCAUUUAAACAGAAUGUUGAGACCCCUGCGUUUCAAAACGUCGAAUACAUGAAUCUGUGGAUGCAUUUGCUUGGAAUUGAUAAUGCAAUACCAACAAAUGGCACAAACGGCUUUUUUGAUGAUAUUUUAACAAAUCCACCAAUAAAAGCCGUGAUACCACCACAAAUUGGAGAAUGCACCAUAAUUGGAUUGCCAUCUGCAAAAUUGUGCAGCGGAAAGGGGGAUUUGGCUUCUUUGAAUUCUAGACUUGGCACAUGUAGUUUUUCACCUAGGAUUCUUCCGAUUGUGUCUGAAAACCAUUGCUUCCAGAACUAUUGUAUAAAAUCACUGAUAAUUCCAAGAAAUACUGAAGAUAAGUCGAUAGGAAUUUCGGAACUUGUCUCAGUCGAGAAUACUGCAAGUAACGUUGACAAGGAUGUUUUCACUUUUGUCAAUUCAAAGUAUCAAUCGUCUUGUCUAAUAUCGAUAACCAACAAUAUGACUAGUAUUGCAGUUGGGAGAGAUAUGCAAAACAUUGAUAGUUCUUUUGUCAAGUUUCCUGAUAACUUUGUGAACCGAAAAUUUGAACCCUUGCGAUCAAAAACAUUAAAUUAUAUAAAGCAAUACGGAAAAGUUUACGUGAUUUCGGGAACUGCUAAUGACGUCGAUCAUAAUGGAGUUGUUGACGGAAAAGGAAGUUCACCAACACACUUCUACAGAAUUUUAAUAACUUGCACAGGAGGAUGGAUAUCAGAAGAUCCUCCAAAAUGCACCAAAUUUGAGGAAAUGAAAACUCUCUCGUUCAUAAUGCCUAUAAACGAACAAUCGUUUACAGACUGCAUGAAUGAUACUGCAAUACUUUUGGAGUACAGUGCAACGAUAUGGGAUGUCGAACGAAUUGCGGGUUUCGAGUUGAAUUUUCCAGAUCUCUCCAGAUCACAAAACGCAAUCCUUCGCAGAUUUAUCAAUGCCGAAUUGUGGUAG
This is a messenger RNA of Caenorhabditis bovis, 2427 nucleotides long. The record is from the annotation of a GenBank genome assembly. NCBI's taxonomy places the organism in Eukaryota, Metazoa, Nematoda, Chromadorea, Rhabditida, Rhabditidae.